Cryptomeria japonica (Japanese cedar) is the source of this 1074-nucleotide messenger RNA. RefSeq lists its product as uncharacterized. NCBI's taxonomy places the organism in Eukaryota, Viridiplantae, Streptophyta, Pinopsida, Cupressales, Cupressaceae. The record is from RefSeq and is a predicted model, not a curated record. Gene Ontology annotation, cellular component: cytoplasm. The transcript is spliced from 2 exons. Gene Ontology annotation, biological process: signal transduction.
AUGAACUAUGGUUUCAGCCAAAUUCAAUUGGUUGGUGUCAAUACAAAUUUGGUGGUAAGCUUUGAUGAGUAUGAUGAAAAAGAUUUAGAAAGUUUCAAGCUAAUGCAAUUAAUAGGUGUAAAGCCAAAUUCCACAACCUUUACUAACAUUCCUCCCGCUUGUGUAGAGACGAUAGGCCAUGAAGCCUUGGUACAAGCAUCACCAAGGCAAUUGAACUAUCUGAUAGAAUACUUCAAAGCAUGUGGUCGCAUAGACAACACAUGUAAUCUGUUUGACAGGAUACUCAAGGUAGAAUGUGGCCGCAUGGACAAUGCAUGUGGAGUGUUUGACAGAAUAUCACGUGAAACACAAUCGUGGAAAGCUCAGACACAACAUCAAUCUUUGCCAUGUACACAUGGUUUUCUCUCUCUUUUUCCAUCAUUUUCAAGACCAAUUGAAACACAAAAACCUCAAACUCGGGCUCAAAAUGACCGAAGUCGAUCGAGCAAGAAGAAAAUUACACCGACGAGUGCUGAAACUGUAGUCUCCAAUGUUAAUAUUAAACGCAUCAAGGAAUACUAUCACAAAGUUGAGGAUGAGUUUUGUAGGAUUUGCAAUGACAUUCUCACAAUCAUUCAUGAGCAUAUUAUCCCAUCUUUUGGCAGUGGAGAGUCCACAGUCUUCUACUACAAGAUGAAGGGAGAUUAUUAUCGUUAUCUUGCAGAGUUCAAGUCUGGAAAUGAAAGGAAAGAAGUUGCAGAUCAAUCUCUCAAAGCUUAUCAGGCAACUUCAAAUACAGCAACAACUGACCUUCCUCCUACCCAUCCUAUCAGACUUGGUCUGGCAUUGAAUUUCUCAGUGUUCUACUAUGAAAUUCUAAAUUCUCUUGAGAGAGCCUGCCAUUUGGCCAAACAAGCAUUUGAUGAAGCAAUUGCAUAGCUUGACACUAUUAGUGAAGAGUCCUAAAAACACAACACAUUAAUCAUGCAACUACUAAGGGAUAAUCUUACUCUCUGGACAUCUGAUUUUCAGGAAGAAGGGGGUGAAGAUCAGGCUAAAGUGGAGGAUGAAAAGAUAGAAAAACUUGAGCACUAG